Coffea arabica (coffee) is the source of this 1103-nucleotide messenger RNA. Its product is annotated as triacylglycerol lipase OBL1-like. Gene Ontology annotation, molecular function: triacylglycerol lipase activity. NCBI's taxonomy places the organism in Eukaryota, Viridiplantae, Streptophyta, Magnoliopsida, Gentianales, Rubiaceae. The record is from RefSeq and is a predicted model, not a curated record. Gene Ontology annotation, biological process: lipid metabolic process.
ACAGUUGAAUCUUCAAUGGCUUCCAAUGAGGAGCGGUCAUUUGCUAGCCACUAUAUGGUGCUAGCUCCGAAGGAAGCCACAAUCUUCGAUCUCCUUCGUUUCUUGCUCUCCAGCCGUGCAGACAAUAGAAGAUUUAUUUUUACCCCAAGAGGGACGAGAUUACCAUUCCCUAAAAGGGUGGUUCUAGUUGGCUCUGUCGUGAUGCAAAUUAUCUUGUUCAUACUCGCAGGACCGCUAGCAUUGUUGGGGCAUGCAAUCGAGAACUGGCUUAACCUGCUGUACGUGAAUGGCGGUUUUAUGGGAAUUAUCUUCAAAAUCCUUCGGGGGCGCCGGCCAGAAAAAACCCCAGAUAGAGAUUCGCCCAAGUAUCGGUCGCUGACCGGACUUUCAGACGAUAGGGAAGAGCUGGCUGAGAACAUCCUAAUUGACGAUACGAGAUAUAAUUCGGCUCUCGCAAUAAUGGCUGCCAAAGUCGUUUACGAGAACCCCGCUCAUAUCGAAUAUGUGGUCUCGAAAAUCUGGAAGAUGGAAUUCAUGGGAUUUUACGAUUUCUGGAACGCUUUCCAAAGGAAACCAACAACACAAGCAAUGUUGUUUCGACAAAAUAAGGACACGGACUCGGAACUGAUAUGUGUGGCCUUCAGAGGUACAGAACCCUUUGCUGCUGAUGAUUGGAUUACAGACAUGGAUCUCUCCUAUUAUGAGCUUCCUAAUGUGGGGAGGGCGCAUUGUGGAUUCAUGGAAGCUCUUGGUCUACAGAGGGGCAGUGGUUGGCCCAAGAACAUACCCCAAUCGAAUAGGCAAUACGCUUACUAUACCAUCCGGGAAAUUCUGAAGAAAAGGAUGGUAUAGUAAUAGGAUCUGUCGGAGCGGUUAGACGGGGUCUACACUUUUGGUCAACCGAGAGUUGGAGAUUCCAGAUUUGGAGCAUUCGUGGAAAACAACAUGGAGAGCAGCAGGCGCAAGUACUUUAGGAUCGUUUAUUGCAACGAUCUUGUGCCUAGAGUCCCUUGGGACAAUUCAUGGAGCGAUUUUCAGCACUUUGGAAAGUGUAUCUACUUCAACAGCCUUUACAGGGGCGAUAUUGUUGAUGAAGUACCAAA